AUGGACACACAGUAUUUACCUCGAACCGCCAAAUUCAAUCGGUGGUUCCGCACCGCAACACCGCACCUUUCCCGAGUGCUGCUUGUUGCUCUGUGCAAUGGUUUCAGCUCCACUCUUGGCGGUGCAUACAAAGUUGAGCAUAAAAACUCCUCGUCCUUGAACGACCGAUUCGCCCAGAGCUCCUCAUUCCUGGGAUACUACACAGUGAGUGACAGGAUCUACACGAACACGGUAAGGCAGGACUAA
Penicillium diatomitis is the source of this 246-nucleotide messenger RNA. RefSeq lists its product as uncharacterized. The transcript has 2 exons. The record is from RefSeq and is a predicted model, not a curated record. The coding region runs from base 1 to 246 and encodes 81 amino acids. NCBI's taxonomy places the organism in Eukaryota, Fungi, Ascomycota, Eurotiomycetes, Eurotiales, Aspergillaceae.